CAAAAAUUCUUUUUCUUUUUGACGCCGAAUUUCUCAAGUCUCACAGCAUUAAUCCCAAUGUCUAAUAAUAAGGCCAACUAUAUACCGGACAGCGACAUAGAGGGAAAACUGCAAGACGAUUCGUACGUAACAAGCCAGAAAAACGAGUCAGUCCCGGUGCAAGGCGACAAUGAGCGGGUCGAAGAUCCGGUAAAGACAUCAUCAGCCGACUCUGAUGAACAAUUGGAGCAGGACGAUAGGGAGGCUAUUGAAAAGGCUAACAUUAUUGAUGAACGUACUCGAGGUUCAAAGCCAAGAGGUUCAUAUCAGGAGCCGGGGGAUGAGGAAAUGUUGAGCGCCGAAUAGGGAUAUUUAGAGGCGCAUUGGACCCCUGUGUUGUGUGAAUAGGGUUCGCUCGUGCACUGCCACCAUACAGGGAGCCAUGUCCUCUUCGAAUCAAAUAGUCAAAAUUUAUCUGUUUUUCUACCUGCGUAUUUGGCCUGUUGGUAGGUAUCAGCAAGCAUUAGCGCAACAAAACCUGAUUUCAUACUCUAGCCUUACCUACUUAAGGAACAUGCUAGUCAUCACUUGAGGGUAGUGUAUAUGACUAAAUAACUAGUAAC
Molecule: messenger RNA, 602 nt
Organism: Trichoderma asperellum CBS 433.97
Lineage: Eukaryota; Fungi; Ascomycota; Sordariomycetes; Hypocreales; Hypocreaceae
Source: RefSeq, a predicted model, not a curated record